Messenger RNA from Onychomys torridus (southern grasshopper mouse), 1278 nucleotides. It is a transcript of the gene Nmi, whose product is annotated as N-myc and STAT interactor. Gene Ontology annotation, cellular component: cytoplasm. Gene Ontology annotation, molecular function: nucleic acid binding. Bases 259 to 1185 code for a protein of 308 amino acids. The record is from RefSeq and is a predicted model, not a curated record. The transcript is spliced from 8 exons. NCBI's taxonomy places the organism in Eukaryota, Metazoa, Chordata, Mammalia, Rodentia, Cricetidae.
GUUCCGCUUAAUGCACACCGAAAUAUGCUCUUCAAAGCAUGUCUUGGAAUUCGUGCCGAUAUAGCAACAUCAGCAAUGGCGACAGGAACAAAGUCCGCAGGACUCGAAACUGAAGCAUCCUGUUUUUAAAAUAAUCGAAAGCGAAAGCGCAGGCCGGCGGCUGAGCGCUGCUGGGCGCAGAGGACAGGUUUGUGUGGUCGUGUUGGGGUUCGGUUCUAAGCGCCCUUUCCGGGAGCGUCCGCGGUGGAGCAGAGAACCAUGGAUGCUGAUAUGAACAACAAAAUGCAAGCUUGUAAAGAGCACUCACCAGAGAAAGAGGUUAUGAUAGCUGGACAAAGCGAGGGAUUAAUUCAUGAAAUUAUGAGGGAAAACUUCCAGCUUGACCAGGAGAUCAAAAAACUUGAAGCAGAGUUACACUCGGACGCCAGAGAAUUCAAAAUUAAAGAGAAUAUACCAGAAGGAAACCUUAAAUUCGUCUCAUUGGAGAAUCCUGAGGAUGGUGCCCACUUCUCAAAUAGCUCCUGUUCAUUUCAAGUGAGCUCACACAUUCUUUAUGAGCUCCAGAAGGGACAAGCGCUUAUCACCUUUGAGAAGGAAGAAGUUGCACAGAAUGUGAUAACGAUGGGGAAGCAUGUUGUGCAGAUGGAGAAAACUUCUGUGGAGGUCACUGCACAUCCGGUCCCAUUACACAUAGGAGUCAGAUUCCAGGUUCAUGUGGAUGUUUCCAGGAUGAAAAUCAAUGUUACGGGGAUUCCCGAUGACCUGCCUGAGGAGCAGACAAGAGACAAGCUGGAGCUGAGUUUUUGCAAGUCCAGGAACGGAGGUGGAGAGGUGGAAAGUGUGGAUUAUGACAGGAAGUCAAGAAGUGCCGUUGUCACGUUUGUGGAAGCCGGAGUUGCCGACAAGAUUUUGAAGAAGAGAGACUACCCUCUUUAUAUGAAUUCAAAGUGCUAUAGAGUUACAGUUUCUCCAUUUAUAGAGAGACGCUUGGAAAAGUACCAGGUAUUUUCAGCCGUAUCUAAGAAGACAGUGCUUCUGACUGGGUUAGAAGUUGUUUGGAUGGAUGAAGAGAUUGUGGAGGAUUUAAUCAGCAUCCACUUCCAAAGGAAGAAUAAUGGAGGUGGAGAAGUGGACUCGGUCAAGUGUUCUUUAGAUCAGUCUUACACAGCUUAUUUUGAAGAGUAGGCCAGAGAAACCAUAUGGAAGUUAUAGCUUUGACCCCAAAUCACUGUAAACAUUUUCAAAAUAUUGUUCUCCUUAAAAAAAAAGAAACUUUAA